AUGGUCAACAUCAGCAACCUGUGGCAUUACCUCGCCCUCCAAUCUCCCCUGCACUCCACCACCCUCUCAGGAGACAGUUUCAACAUCACCACGAUGGGCCUCACAACGUACACGCUGCCCGCGCUGCCGUACGCGUACGAUGCGCUCGAGCCUCACAUCUCGGCGCAGAUCAUGGAGCUGCACCACAGCAAGCACCACCAGGCGUACGUGACCAACCUCAACAAAGCACUGGAGUCGCACGCCGCGGCCCUCGCGGCGAAUGAUGUCGCCGCCCAGAUUGCCCUGCAGCAGGCGAUUAAGUUUAACGGCGGCGGGCAUAUCAACCACUCGCUCUUCUGGAAGAACCUGGCUCCGACGGGGAGCGAGGAGACUCGUCCUGACGCGGCCAAGGAGCUGGUCGCUGCGAUUGAGAAGACAUGGGGAAGCUUUGACAGCUUCAAGAAGGCCUUCUCGGCCACUUUGCUCAGUCUCCAGGGAAGUGGAUGGGGUUGGUUGGUGAAGGAGGCGGGCAAUGGUGGCGGCCUGCGCAUCGUCACCACCAAGGACCAGGAUCCCGUUGUCGGGGGCGACGUGCCCAUCUUCGGUGUUGACAUGUGGGAGCACGCUUAUUACCUUCAGUACCUGAAUGGAAAAGCGGCGUAUGUCGAGAACAUCUGGAAUGUGAUCAACUGGGAGACAGCUGAGGCGCGGUUCUCGGGCAGGUCAGAUGAGAAGACUGAGCUGUAA
Molecule: messenger RNA, 726 nt
Organism: Chaetomium strumarium
Lineage: Eukaryota; Fungi; Ascomycota; Sordariomycetes; Sordariales; Chaetomiaceae
Product: Manganese/iron superoxide dismutase
Exons: 2
Coding region: 1-726 (241 amino acids)
Biological process (GO): superoxide metabolic process
Cellular component (GO): mitochondrion
Molecular function (GO): metal ion binding; superoxide dismutase activity
Source: RefSeq, a predicted model, not a curated record